This is a messenger RNA of Cannabis sativa, 1143 nucleotides long. RefSeq lists its product as uncharacterized. Gene Ontology annotation, molecular function: nucleic acid binding; RNA-DNA hybrid ribonuclease activity. The record is from RefSeq and is a predicted model, not a curated record. NCBI's taxonomy places the organism in Eukaryota, Viridiplantae, Streptophyta, Magnoliopsida, Rosales, Cannabaceae. The coding region runs from base 1 to 1143 and encodes 380 amino acids. The transcript has 4 exons.
AUGACUCUGGUGCAGAACAUAGGUGAAGAGAGAUUGGAGGGGGAAUUGAAUGCCUGUAAGGGAUUUAUUGAUAUCCGUACGGAUCGACAAUCUGGGGAGGAGGCCGGAGUAAAUGCUGAUUCGACUGGGGUGGUUGGGUCGAGUCCGUCUGGUGCAGCUGGAGUGGCUCGGAUGAGUCGAGCUGCUCUGGGAUUCGGGAGAGGUGUGAACGCACUGGAGAUGAAGAAGAAACCAUGUUCAUACUUUGCAUGGAGAGAGAGAGCAGAAGAAGAGUCUCGAAAGCGUCAUGUUCCUGUCAAUGCCGACUGCCCUUUAUGUCACUCUAGUACUGAAACUGUUCAACAUGCGCUGGUGGAAUGCUCGUUUGCAAAGGCUGCUUGGCAUCGCAGCAUAGUGGAUGUCGGGACUGGGGAUGCAACGUUCAGUAGCUGGUUGUUGGGAAUUUUUGCCAGGGGGCACGAAGUUGAAAUGGAGGAAGCGGCAAUGGUGAGUUGGGCAAUUUUGCGUGCGCGGAAUUACUUUGUUUGGCAAAAGAAGAGUUGGUUUGCUUCGAAUAUUGUUACACCAGCUAGGAACAUGCUUGAUCAAUACAAAUUUACUCAAGAAAGGAAGGGUCUUUUGUUGUCUCCUUUGAAUGAUGGGGGGCGGAACUGUGAGCGUUGGAUUGCACCUGUGUUAAACAAGACUAAAGUUAAUGUUGAUGGGGCUUUAUUUGAACAAGAGGGCCGGUUUGGAGUGGGCUGUGUAGCUCGAGAUCAUCAUGGAACCUUGGUAGAAGCUUUCAAGAAGGGUAAGGUUGGGUAUGUCCAACCUGAAAUUGCUGAGAUCAUAGGCAUCAAAGAAGCGCUGAGUUGGAUUGCGACUCAUCCCUUGGUUAGUGUAGUGUUAGAAACGGAUAGUCUAAUGUGUGCCCAAGUAGUCCAAAGUAAAGUCUUUAUGGCCUCCCAAUUUGAUCUUAUUGUUCAAGAUGUUAGGAAUUUGUUUUUGUCUUUAUAUUUUGUUGAGUUAUGUUUUGUUAAACGAUCUGCAAACAAGCUGACUCAUUGCUUGGCAAGAGACUCUUGUUUCUCUACAGGUUGUGUGCUUCAGUUGGAGGAUUGUUCCUCUGAAAUACGUUCUAUUAUUUUGAGUAAGUUUAUUUAA